Molecule: messenger RNA, 2002 nt
Organism: Magnolia sinica
Lineage: Eukaryota; Viridiplantae; Streptophyta; Magnoliopsida; Magnoliales; Magnoliaceae
Product: transcription initiation factor TFIID subunit 6
Exons: 13
Coding region: 251-1888 (545 amino acids)
Biological process (GO): RNA polymerase II preinitiation complex assembly; transcription initiation at RNA polymerase II promoter
Cellular component (GO): SLIK (SAGA-like) complex; SAGA complex; transcription factor TFIID complex
Molecular function (GO): transcription coactivator activity; RNA polymerase II general transcription initiation factor activity; protein heterodimerization activity
Source: RefSeq, a predicted model, not a curated record
GAUCUCGACUCACCGCAGCAGCCCUUUCUCUCUCCGUGUCUCGUGGAAGCGGCAGCGGGAGCGAUACCGGUUGAAGUAGUAUCAGCAGCGGUAUUCUCCUCUCCCCCUUCUCUUUCUCUUCUUCUUCCUCCUCCUCCGGUCAAAUAUCAUGCUCUGGAAGACUUACGGCUCCUUCGGUUGAAAUCACCAUUUCUUUCUGAACUCAGGGGUGGCAUCAAUAGUGUGAAAUUCGUGAAAUUCACCGAAGAAAAUGAGCAUUGUACCCAAGGAGACGAUCGAGGUCAUUGCGCAGAGCAUUGGCAUUAACAACUUAUCACCAGAUGUCGCACUUGCUCUUGCUCCCGAUGUGGAGUAUCGUGUGCGUGAGAUCAUGCAGGAGGCUAUCAAGUGUAUGCGCCACUCAAAGAGAACUAUUUUGACAGCAGAUGAUGUAGACAGCGCACUUAGUUUGAGAAACGUGGAGCCAAUUUAUGGCUUUGCCUCUGGAGAUCCGUUGCGGUUUAAAAGAGCGGUUGGGCAUAAGGGUUUGUUCUACAUUGAUGACAAAGAUGUGGAGUUUAAAGAUGUGAUUGAAGCACCUCUACCGAAAGCACCACUGGAUACUGCAGUUUUAACUCACUGGUUAGCUAUUGAAGGAGUUCAACCAGCUAUUCCAGAAAAUGCUCCUGUGGAAGCACUUGUAGCACCUUCAGAGAACAAGAAGUCAGAUCACAGCAAAGAGGAUGGACUUCCUGUUGAUAUUAAACUACCUGUUAAGCACGUUUUAUCUAGAGAACUCCAGCUAUACUUUGACAAAAUCACAGAGCUUACUGUUAGCAAGUCUGAUUCUGUUCUCUUUAAAGAAGCAUUAGUGAGUUUAGCUACAGAUUCAGGACUUCAUCCGUUGGUUCCUUAUUUUACCUACUUUAUUGCAGAUGAGGUUACCCGGAGUUUAAAUGAUUACCCUCUUCUGUUUGCGCUGAUGCGUGUUGUCCGGAGCCUUCUCCAGAACCAACACAUACACAUCGAACCUUAUUUGCAUCAGUUGAUGCCGUCUGUAAUUACUUGCCUUGUUGCCAAGAGGUUGGGGAAUAGGUUUGUUGACAACCACUGGGAGCUUAGAGACUUCACUGCAACCCUGGUGGCUUCAAUAUGCAGAAGAUUUGGGCAUGUAUACCACAAUCUCCAGCCUCGUGUGACAAGAACUCUACUCCAUGCAUUCUUGGACCCGACAAAAGCAAUGACUCAGCAUUAUGGUGCUAUUCAGGGGCUUGCUGCUUUGGGACCUAGUGUGGUACGACUUCUAAUACUUCCAAAUCUCGAGCCAUAUCUGCAACUUCUAGAGCCAGAGAUGCUACUGGAAAAGCAAAAGAAUGAGGUGAAAAGGCAUGAAGCUUGGCGCGUAUAUGGUGCCCUACUGCGAGCUGCAGGUCAGUGCUUGUAUGAUCGGCUCAAAUUGUUCCCAGGUUUGCUGUCAGCCCCAACACGUGUAGUGUGGCGUACCAAUGGAAGAAUUGCCACUAUGCCAAAUAAUAAACGCAAGGCGAGCAAUGACCAACUGUCGCAACAGCCCCCUCUCAAGAAAGUUGCGGCUGAUGGCCCACUGGGUUCCAUUUCCUUACCAGCCGGCAUGCAAGGGACCACAAACUCGUUUCCUGCUGUGUCCGGUGACUCUGACAUGGGCCCAUCAUCGUCAUCCAGGCAGGUACCAAAUGACAUUGCUUUGGGAGGCGGCAACCGAAGAGAAAAGGGUGGUGGGGGGCAGGCACCAAAGACAAUGUCAGCAGCUCUGACUCAAGCUUGGAAGGAAGAUUUGGACGCUGGGCAUUUGUUGGCGUCGCUGUUUGAGCUAUUUGGUGAAGGUAUAUUCUCCUUCAAACAAUCGCCGGAGAUGUCUUUCUUCCUUUAAAUUGAGAUUCGUUCCGGUCAGGGGAAGGCUAGAGAGAAGAAUGCGAAAGCUUGUAUUCAUCAUCAGAAAAAGUUUUAAUCAUGUGAAUUAUGUAGAAAGAUGCAGUUCAAAGCA